Messenger RNA from Puntigrus tetrazona (Sumatra barb), 1257 nucleotides. It is a transcript of the gene ccdc43, whose product is annotated as coiled-coil domain containing 43. The record is from RefSeq and is a predicted model, not a curated record. NCBI's taxonomy places the organism in Eukaryota, Metazoa, Chordata, Actinopteri, Cypriniformes, Cyprinidae. The coding region runs from base 33 to 671 and encodes 212 amino acids. The transcript is spliced from 5 exons.
CCGCCUCGUUAUCAGGACCCCAGCCAGGCAAGAUGGCGGCGCCCAACCAAAUCGCCGGGGAGUUUGAAAACUGGCUGAACGAGCGGCUGGACUCCCUCGAAGUAGACAGAGAAGUUUACGGGGCAUAUAUACUCGGAGUGCUUCAGGAAGAGGAAAACGAUGAAGAGCAAAAGGACGCUCUUCAGGGCAUUCUGUCCGCUUUUCUGGAAGAAGACACGCUUGAGGAGGUUUGCCAGCAGAUCUUAAAACAGUGGAGUGAGUGCAGCAGAUCUGCGGCGAAGGGGGCUCAGGCUGAUGCUGAAGUUCAGGCUAUUGCCAGUUUGAUAGAAAAGCAGGCACAGAUUGUAGUCAAACAGAAGGAGGUGUCAGAGGAAGCCAAGAAGAGGAAAGAGGCACUUCUGGCACAAUACGCUAAUGUCACGGAUGACGAGGAUGAAGAUGUUGAGGAAGAGCCAGCUGCCGUGGGAAUACCCAGUGACAAAUCCCUGUUCAAAAACACCAAUGUCGAGGAUGUUUUGAACCGCCGCAAACAGCAGCGUGACCAGGCCAGAGAGGAUGCACAGAAGAAGAAAGAGCAGGACAAGAUGCAACGCGAGAAAGACAAACUGGCCAAGCAGGAGCGCAAGGACAAAGAAAAGAAACGUACACAGAAGGGAGAACGCAAGAGAUAGAAAAUAAAGAGCAAGAAAACUUGUUUGUGGACUAUAAAUACAAUACGAUGAAAAAUACAAUGAGACCUCAGCAAACAAUGUCCCCACUGACAAUGUGUGCAUCUAUAUCCUGUUUUGGGUCUGAUAUUGCUUAUUGAAUGAUAAUGUUGGACCUAUUUAGCUAUUUUCUUGGCUUGUAAGAAACAAAUGGCAAACCAGCAAAGUGAGUGAGAAUUGUAUUAUGACCCGUUCUUUUUCUUCUUUUUUUUUCUUUACAGGUGCUAACUGUUGUGCUACUUAUUUAAGGGUUAAUCUCACACAACCUCUCAAAAACUUGUUCAGGUUGCAUUUCAAGUCAAAAGUCAUAGAGAUAUUUUGGUUAAAGACCAUUUGCCCUAAUUGUCAUUACUUUGUUACGUGGAUAUUUUAAAAUAUAAAGUAUAAUCAUAAUGAGAAUGAUGUGGCUAUGCAAAACAUCUUUACAGUGUUUGUUUGGGUGUAUGUGUACAUGACUUUUACAUACACAAUAUGGACAAACGUUUUGGGAUACCCCCUUCUUUAGAACAGGCAAUGUACUUCAAAAACAUUAAAACAUAUAUAUAUAUAU